AUGGCGAGGCCAGAGGCCGCCCUGUGCGCUCGGUUACAAUCUCAAGGCUGGAAGCUACCAGAUGACAUAAUUUCCAAACUGACGGAGGAUCUCAGAGACACUAGGCUUUCCGAAGGCAUCAGUUGCUUCAUUGACCAUGUGGACGAGGAGGAUGCGUCGAGUUCAAAUUCCACUGAGGAUGAAGCGAAUGACUUGGAGUGCACCUGUGGAUUGAGUUCUGAAUAUGUAUCCUUAAGUGGUGAGAAUCCGUCAGUCAACGUUAAAGAGAGGGCUUUAUGCAGUGAUGAAGUAAUGGGAAAAAUAAAAGCCAGAAGUGUAACUGAAGAGCUCGUUUUCUCCAAAUUACUCUCCUGUCUCCCGCCUAAUGAAUCGGGUUGUAAUACGGCUGAUUCGACCAUUUUAAAACAUUCAUCUGUGGACCACCAAAUGGGCACUGCAACGGAGUAUGAAAACACAAGUGAAGCUUCCGGUGAUGAUCUAACCUCUCCCACUGGCAACAUGUUACCAAAAGCUUCUCUACAUGCGAUCUUUUGUCCGAAACAUCGUCGGACGAAAGCUCAUCCGGGGACCCGAAUGAAACACUUGGCUCCACCGAAGCCCCCCAGAUUGUUUUUGCUCUCCCCACCAGCAUCUCCUCCCGUCGGUUGGGAACCAAAGGCUGAAGCUGAACCGGUGAUUAACUAUGAUCUCCUUGAGGCACUGGCUGCUCUGGCUCCUGGUGAGGCUUUCGAACUGCAUCCUCGUGACGAGGUCAGACGACAUCCCAGUAUCGUGAUCACACCAUGUGAAAAUCAUCCGUCUUCCGGACCUCGGCCCCAAAUUGUGCAAACCCCAUGUCCCGAGCGCAGAACAUGA
Messenger RNA from Echinostoma caproni, 855 nucleotides. The record is from the annotation of a GenBank genome assembly. Lineage: Eukaryota; Metazoa; Platyhelminthes; Trematoda; Plagiorchiida; Echinostomatidae.